AGGCAUGACAAGUAGUUUCCUGUAUCCGGCAUAGGGCGCGAGGUUUAUACUGCUACAAAUAUUCAAGAUAGUUUAGAUAUUGCUUACUUGUUUACUUUUGUACGAUAUUCUCAAGUUGACUAUUCCAAGAUGUGUUUCGAACAAUCUCACUACGUUUUGGUCUCACUUUGACACUUUAUGUUGAGUGUCGUGUCGUUAUGAAAGUUAGUAGUGUCCCUCAGCGUCAUGGUGGGACAAACUACAAAAUAGGGAUGAUCCUAGUCUCUGGGAAUGGAUUUACCUCCAGGAAGCAUGUACGAUACUUUGACCGAAGACCUCUGGAAAGAACUGGGACCAGUGGACCCAGACUGGUUCAAUGUUUUAACAGCGAAAGCAUCCGCCACUCUUGAGGGAAACGCCUCAGAUCAGGAGGACCUAUGUGCAAACCAGGAGGCAAACUUCAAAACACCUUUGGAGAAAACCACAGUGGAAAGUCAGCUGUUUUCAACGCCUAAAGUAUUCAGACGUGCAUGUGUUUUGUUCCCGGACACCGAAGACGAACAAGAAAAAGAAACCGCUCCAUGGGUUACAAGAAGUCCAUAUUUGUUUCAUCUUUCAAAAGAAACGACCAAGGGUUCAAAAUAUGGAGAGGCACAGCCGCACACUCGCGACUGUUUUGAUCUGCUUCAUACACCACACAAAUCCCCACUGAGCUACGCCCAACACAUAUCUGAAAGCCUCGGUGCAAACCUUCACCCUGACAUAUCAUGGACCAGCUCUCUGAAUACACCACCUGCUCUGGCGUCCACCCUGAUUUUAUCUAAAACCGAUGAAAGUCCUUGCUCUAUGACAUUCUUUGAUGACAAGAGUGUUGUGUUUGUUCGGAAGCUCUUCCCUUCUCUUUCAAAUGUUUCCAGAAAUGAAGCAACAUCACCCCAAAACAAUGACCUGUCUGUGAUUGUAGAAGAUGCUGACCCUCCAGAGGUUGCUCCUCAUCCUGAGUCCCCAAAGUCAAAUUCCCAAAACCAGAGCGAGGGCAUCUGGAGACAGAAGCUCCCACACAGCAAUAAGGAUGAGGGAAUUUGCAGCACAGUCGCCAAUGUUCUCGAGAGACAGGAGAACACCCUGUCAGUGGUUUUUGCCAACACCCAUUCGGCACUGAGAAAGGUGAAGGCUGACAAUACGAAAAGGAGGCAAUCUAUUUUGGCGAAAGAACACAACAGCAGCUCCGCAGAGUCCAAGCCUGCAUCCAUUGAACAAAGAGAAUCUGAUGUGGAGACCGCUCUAAAAAGUCCUGUGAAAAGUGAAGAGGCUGUACUCACACCGUGGUCACCAUUGAGUUUAUCUGAGAUUCCAGCCACCACUGUGGAAACUAAUGUUGCUACACUACAAGAUGCAAGUACAGCACAAGUGGAGAGUCAAUGCAAGUCUGAUCAGCCAGUCAGACCAUCUGUGAAUAUAUCUGACUCCCCAUUUAUCAAGAAAAAGAGAACAUUUGUCUACACCAUUGACAAGGAAAGGCUGAAGGAGAAAUCUUUUCAAGGCCAUAACCCACAUGGUAAGCUGAGUCCUCAAGCCAAGGAUGAAGCAGACUUCAGCAGCAAACAUCUGCAACAGGGACACAUCCCUGAAGAAAAGCUGCCUCCAUCUCAUCGCUCAAGCAUGCAGGAUUUGGAUAUGUCGCAGCUUUGCAGAGCAUUUGCGCAAGAUUUCAGUCAAGCUUCCAACUCUGUCACACCACCUAAGGUAGCGCAGCUUCCUCCUCCACCUCUUUAUAGCGAUGGCUUCUCUUCAUCAGCAUGUCUGACUGCAUUGAAGGUGGCUCGACAGGAAGCCAAGAGGCAAGCAAGCCUUAGUUGUGUGCGUAAAAAGUAUCUUAAUAAAUCCCAUGAGUGCAUCGCAGAGGAAGCAUCGGGUGACAGCGGCUUCAUGUCAGCCGGUGCUGACAUCUCUCAUGUGACUGCACAAUGUACCACCCCUUUGAAGUAUACAAGUAAAGAACUUAAAACACAAAUUGAUGGCACCUUAUGCACUAAGGACACACCAGUACAGUCACUCAGCUGUCCAAAAGCAGAUGCCGACAACUUAAACUGCGCUUCAGGUUCAGUUCAAUUUGAGUAUAAUGAAAGCGAGAACGCUGUUUCGCUUCCCUCUAUACAGGCAUCAGGGUUCAAAACUGCGUCGAACAAAAGAGUAAGCAUAUCAACCGCCAAUCUUCAGAGAGACAAAAGUCUCUUGGAGGAGACUGAAGCACAAACGUUUCUCGGUGAUCAAACCAUCAAAGUUCCUGCAGCUGCAACUGUGGCUUCUGGCUCAGGCCAAAAAGGGGGUGACUGCCAGCUGACUGACUCCCAGAGGGCAGAGGUAAUGGAGCUGUGCACACUCCUUGAAGAAGCUGACAGCCAGUUUGAAUUCACUCAGUUUAGAACUGCAAAGUCAACCCAAUCGGGCAGAGGAAGUGGCGUCCCGUGCCCAAAAGCGGACAGAGAACUUGAUCCCAACUUCCUGUCGGGGAUAGAUUUUGAUGAUAGUUUUGAGGCAGAAAAGCAAGCGACCAAUCUUAAACAAUCCAAUCUCCCAAGAAUACCUUCAAUCGCACCUUUGCCCAGUUUUAUGGAAACGAACGACAGGACAACUUCUGCCUUCCCUGCUGGGAUCCCACCUAGAGGAAGCUCAUCCGAAACAGCAGAAGGAAACUUUUUGAGAGUUUCCAAAAAGUGUUUGAGGAAAGCCAGGGCUUUAUUUCAGGAUUUGGAGGAAAGUAUUUCCACACAUCAAACAAAUAGUAGAGACCCGAGGCAAGAGGACCAGUUGGCAUUUGGCAGUUACAAAGCUGAGGAGACAAUUCAAAGUGGCUUUUCACCAGUCAAACCUGUCCAACAUGCUUCAAUAAGCUUGGAAAACUCAGCCGCAUGUCCAAAUGGCUUCCAGAUGGCUAGUGGGAAAACCGUUUCAAUUCCAGCCAAUGCAAUGCUAAAGGCAAACGCUUUCUUCAAAGAUUGCGCCAAUAUGGACAAUAAUGAUACCAAAAAUAGUGUAGAAGAUGGACAACAUCUUGUACGGAUUGACCCUUUACCUAAAGCAGCAGCAUCUUCACUGAAUCAUGGUUCCUCUGUUGAUAUCGACUCUUGCAGCAGUGCUCGGUUCUGCACAGUUAGCGAGAACAAGGUGUCUGUGUCAGCCAAGGAAAUGGCAAAAGCAAAAAGUAUUUUGCAAGUCGACAACACAAGCACAGAAACAAAACAAGGAAGUUUCCCAGGAGUUGACCCUGUCAACCAUCAGCCAUGCGGAUUCCAAACAGCCAACGGCAUAAGAGUUGCUAUAUCUUCUGACGCUCUUAAAAAAGCAAAAUCCUUGUUUGAUGGAAUCAAGGAUGAUGUAUAUAUUGAAACAAAAUGUUCCAAGACCCUAGCCCAAAGUCCUCCAUCAAUGGGGUGUGAGUUCCUGUCUGCUACUGGAAAGCAAAUGUUGACCAGCUACCUCUUUGAUAGUCUACCUGUUUCUACUGAAAAGAUGGAUGAAAAAACAGGAAUUGCUACAAACGUGGAGAAGAUGGAUGGUUGCUUUUCAACAGCAGGUGCAACACUUGCAGGUGUGAGAAAUUUAAAAACUCCAGACUUGAAGAAUAGCUCUUUACCCACUGAAGUACUGCAAAAAGCAGAUGUUUACUUUAGAGACAUGACAGAGAGCAAUGAGGGAUUGUUAGUAAAAGAGCAGCAAACAAAGGAAAUUGUUCAAGAUGAAUGCUUUAAUGCAAAUAUGCCAAUGGUUAAAGGAUGCGGAGACAUUAGAAACAUGGAAGCUCCAUCAUUCAAUAACACAAACGAGUCUUCAACUCUACCUUCCUUCUCGCCAAAAAACACCAGAUCUUGUUCCGUGGGUGGCAGUGGUUUCCAUACUGCCAGUGGAAAGAGCAGGUCUGUCUUGGAUGAAGCAAUGCUGAGAGCCAGGCCACUCUUAGAUGAUGUUGAAAAGGAAAGCCAACAGCAACAAUCAAAAGCUGCUUCUCUAACCAGCAAGGAGGACAUUUUGCAAAGUGUUGGGUUUCAGACAGCUGGCGGCAAAAGAGUUUCUGUUUCAUCUGCGGCUCUCAAGAAGGCAAAGUCCUUGUUCAGUGACUGUGAAGAUCAGGGUGAAGUCAGUGACAACAUGUUGAGGAGGCCUAAUGUGAACAAUCCCAAAAGUGUGCAUUAUAAAGCAGAUUCUGCCAAUGAAACUCUUGCGAAAGCCCCCUUUGGCUUCUGGACAGCCGGUGGGAAAAGAGUGGCCAUUUCAUCUGCGGCUCUUAAGAAUGCAAAAUCCCUUUUCAGUGAUUGCCACGAAGAGGACAAAGCCAGUGAAAAUAUGUUGACUACCUCAAACUUAGAACAUUCCCAAAGUGUGUUUUAUACAGCAAAUUCAACCCUCCAUGCAUCUAUGUCUAACAGUAGUGGAUUCUGCACAGCCAUUGACAAAAAAGAGGUUGUAUCUGAUGAUGCAAUGACAAUAGCAACGUCUAUGUUGGAUGAAAGCAUCAGAGUUGAGGGUUUGGACAAACUACACUAUCACAAAAAUGUUGGCUUCCAGACAGCCAGCGGCAAAGGAGUGGCGGUUUCAUCCGCGGCUCUCAAUAAGGCAAAAUCCCUCUUAAAUGAUUGUUAUGAAGAUAAGGGGAAAGUCACUGAAAAUAUGUUACAUCUGGACAAUUCCAAACAUGUGUUUGAGCCAGCAAAUUUAACCCCCAACGUGUCUUUGUCCAACGGUGGCGGAUUCUGCACGGCCAGUGGCAAAAAGGUUCUUGUAUCCGGUGAUGCAUUGACAAGAGCAAAGUCUCUGAUGAAUGAAAGCAUCAUGGUUGAGGGCUUGGAGAAAGCACAAUAUCACAACAAUGUUGGCUUCCAGACAGCCAGCAGCAAAGGAGUGUCAGUUUCAUCCGCACCUUUCAACAGGGCAAAGUCCCUCUUCAGUGAUUGUCAUGAAAAUGAGGAGAAAGUCAGUGAAAAGAUGUUAAAUGUGGACAAUCUGAAACAUGUGUUUGACCCAGCAGAUUCAAACCCCCUUCCAUCUACAUCCAGCAGUGGUGGAUUCUGCACAGCCAGCAAAAAACUGCUUGUCGUCGAUGAUGCAAUGACAAGGGCAAACUCCGUGUUGAAUGAAAACAUUGUAAUUGAGGCCUUAGACAAAGCACGAUAUCACAAAAAUGUUGGAUUCCAGACAGCCAGUGGCAAAAUAGUGGCAGUUUCAUCCGCAGCUACUAGGAAGGCGAAAUCCGUCUUCAGUGAUUGUCAUGAAGAUGAGGAGAAAGCCAGUGAAAAUAUGUUUAAUGUGGACAAUCCCAAACAUGCGUUUGACCAGACCGAUUCAACCCCCCUUGCAUCUACAUCCAGCACUGGUGGAUUCUGCACAGCCAGCAAAAAAGUGCUUGUAGCCAAUGAUGCAAUGACAAAAGCAAAGUCCGUGUUCGAUGAAAACAUCAGAUUUGAGGCCUUAAACAAAGUGCAAAUUCACAAAAAUGUUGGCUUCCAGACAGCCAGUGGCAAAAAAGGGGCAGUUUCAUCAGUGGCUCUAAAGAAGGCGAAAUACCUCUUUAGUGAAUGCCAUGAAGAUGAGGACAAACGCAGUGAUAAUAUGCAUAAUAGCAUUAAUGUGUACAAUCAGAAUUGUGUGUUUGAUGCAGCAGAUUCAACCCCCCAUGCGCCUACAUCCAGCAGUAGUGGAUUCUGCCCAGUCAGUAGCAAAAAAGUGCUUGUAUCCGAUGAUGCAAUAACAGGAGCAAAGUAUGUGAUGGAUGGAAGCGUCACGGUUGAAGGCUUGGACGAUGCACACCAGCAUAAAGAUGUUGGCUUUAAGACAGCCAGUGGCAAAGGAAUGACCAUUUCGUCUGCAGCACUCCAUGAAGCAAAACUUCUGCUGAGCGAAUGUAAUGAGUCACAGGAUGAAGCAAAUGAUGCAUCUCAUGGUCCUCCAUCCACAAAUUGUGGAUUUUUGGCGGCCAGUGGUAAGCAUGUGACCUUCUCCACUGAGGCACUCCAGGAAGCAAAAGCUCUUUUUGAUGACAUCAGUCCCAGAGAGGAUGGCCCGCUGGCAAAGACAUCUAAUGUUAAAGAUGUGAAAAGAACCUUUCAAACCCCGACUGUGGUGGGAAUUGCAGAAGGUAUGAAAACAAUUUCAAAAGAAGAAAAGCCGGAAGCUGCAGAAGCAUUGAAGCACAAAGAGGGCAGCCUCAGAGGUCAGCAAAUGUUGGACCGUGAAAUAAGUGAGGCGUGCGACAGAGACACAACUGAGCCACAGAGUUUUGAAGGGUCUGCUGUAGUCAACUUUCAGUCACUAGACCUGAGUGACUGCACUGAAACCCAGCAGAUAUUUCUGGCUCAAGAAGCACUGGACUGCACCAAAGCUUUGCUGGAGGAUGAGACUCUUGCUGGGCCCUCCAUGACGUUAGAAAGUAUGCAGCCGAAAAACUCCUACUCCUGCAAAGCUGUUGGGAAAAGAUCAGCAGAAGAUGCUGAAUUGACCGACCAGCCUCCUCUGAAAAGAAGCCUGCUGGGCGAAUUUGAUAGGACUGUCGACUGUCGUAGAGCCUCAAGACUCUGUCCACAAACAAGUUCUCCAAAUGGUUUGUUAAAGGACAGGCCGGCCUUUAAGUACAAUGUCUCUCUUCAUCCCAAAAUCACAAGGCCACACAGAGACGGGAUGAGCUACGAGGAUCUCAAAUCACCAACGACAACACAGCACAGCUCAACAGCGGGAGACAGCAGAUUAACUUUUCCCAAGAUUUCUUCAUUUGUACCUCCAUUUUUCAAGAGAAAGGAUGCGCAACAGAGCAACGUGCACAAGAGCAACAACGCUAACACACCUCCUGCAUUUGUUCCUCCCUUCAAGAAACAAAUAACUAUUGUCCCACAGAACUCCACGAAACCUUAUGAAGAAGAAGAGAAGGAGGUGGAAAAACAUAUUUGUGCACACUUAAAUAGCAACACAAGCAACAAGGCAGAGCCCCCUAGUAGGAAUCCUAUCUCUAAUCAAACCCAUUCCGCCUGUCAUGGAGCAGAGGAGAAUACAUGCUGGAGUCAAGAGGUGAUGCAAGGUGAGAACAUUGAGCUGGCACGAGACAUGCAACACAUGAGGAUCAGGAAGAAGAAGCGCCAGUCCGUCCGAGCUUUGCCUGGCAGCUUGUUUCAAAUUAAAACGUCCGGCGUGACAAGGAUGUGUUUAAAAGAAGCAGUGGGUCGGAGGCCCCCAGCCAAGUACACUGAGAAACAGCUGUAUGAAUAUGGAGUGCAUCGGCAUGUGUCCCAGAUCACCAGCGAGACUGCGGAGGCUUUCUGCUUCAAACUUCAACAGUUCUACAAUAAGGAUGCGUUUGCAGACGAAGGCGCCGUUCAACUAGCUGACGGUGGACGCCUCAUUCCCAGCAGAGACGGGAGUGCAGGCAAAGAACAGUUUUAUAGAGCGCUCUGCGACACGCCUGGUGUAGAUCCCAAACUGCUGAGUGAGGAGUGGGUGUACAAUCACUACAGGUGGGUUGUGUGGAAGCUGGCGUCUAUGGAGCGGUCCUUCCCGCAAACAAUGGGAAGUCUCUGCCUCACCCCGGAAAGGGUCCUACUGCAGCUCAAGUACAGGUAUGACGUGGAGGUGGACCACAGCCGCAGGCCGGCUUUGAGGAAAAUCAUGGAAAAGGAUGACACUGCAGCCAAGACUAUAGUUCUCUGUGUUUGCGGGGUCGUCUCGCAGCAAGACCGCAGCGAGCCCAAGACCCCACAAAAGGGCGGCGCCCAUGUCCAGGUGGAGAAUCAGUGUGCGGUGGUGUGGCUCACAGAUGGCUGGUACGCCAUCAAAGCCCAGCUGGACCACCCGCUGAGCGCCAUGCUUGUCAACGGUCGACUGGCCGUGGGCGGGAAGAUUAUCGUCCACGGUGCUCAGCUGGUAGGGUCUCAGGAGGCUUGCUCUCCACUAGAGGCACCCGAAUCGCUCAUGUUAAAGAUUUUUGCCAACAGCAGCCGGCCAGCUCGAUGGGACACUAAACUGGGAUUUUACAAAGAUCCUCGUCCGUUUCUGCUACCUCUCUCUUCUCUGUACGCCAAUGGAGGACCUGUUGGAUGCGUGGACAUAGUUGUGCUCAGAAGCUACCCCAUACAGUGGAUGGAGAGGAAGCAAGACGGAGGCGUCGUGUUCCGCUCAGCCCGUGCAGAAGAGAAGGAGGCGGCUCGAUACAACAAUCAUAAACAAAAGGCCAUGGAGAUGCUUUUUGCUAAGAUUCAGGCACAAUUUGAAAAUGAAGAUAACAAACCUGAACAACGGAAACGGGCUAUCACUCAUCAGGAUGUUGCAGGUCUGCAGGACGGGCAGGAGCUUUAUGAAACAGUGGGAGAGGACUUGGUUGGCCUUGAGGCUCAUCUGAGUGAGCAUCAGCUGGAGACCCUGCAGGCUUAUAGGCGCACACUGAUGGAGAAGAGGCAGGCUGACAUGCAGGAUCGCUAUCAUCGCGCGCUGCAGAAGGCAGAAGACGGCGAAGCCAGUUGUCUUCAACGCGACGUCACCCCUGUUUGGAGACUCUGCGUCGUUGAUUCCUUGAAUCCAACUGGCAACAUUUACCAGUUGAACCUGUGGCGGCCAUCCUCUGACCUGCAGGCGUUUCUGAAAGAAGGCUGUCGAUACAAAGUCUACAACCUUGCCACUUCGGAUGGGAAGAAGCGCACUGGUGUUGCAACGGUUCAACUCACUGGAACCACAAAAACACAAUUUCAGGACCUGCGGACUUCCCCAGAAUGGUUGUCAACAUGUUUUCAAUCCAGAGUGUCUGCCAACUUUGUGGACCUUCAAGACUCAGAAUUCCAGCCCCUGUGUGGAGAAGUUGAUCUCUCUGGAUGUAUCAUCAGUGUCAUUGACAUACAAGGCACUUCUCCUGCAUUUUUUCUGGCCGAUGAGAAACUGAACUUUGUAAAAGUUCGCUGUUUCAGCAGCCUUCUUCAGGCAGGCUUGGCGGAUUUGGUGAAACCUUGCACGUUGCUGGCACUGAGUAAUCUUCAGCUGAGAGGCCAGUCCAUUCAUCCUACACCGGUUGUGUACGCUGGAGAUCUCUCAGUUUUUUCAGCAAACCCCAAAGAAGCAUAUCUUCAGGAGUCCCUCAGCCGGUUUAGAAACCUCCUCCGGGACCAAGACAAUGUAUUUCUCUCUGCUGAGGAGAAGCUCUCACGUCUACUGAAGUCUGAUGGCCACAGCUCUGUCGGCUCUACAGCACUGCCUCCUAAAACGCCUACGUUUGCUUCCGACAAGCAACACAUAAAGCCAAAAUCUCAGCAGCCACUACGAAGCCUGAGCUGCUUCACUCCUGUGAGUAGGAAUCUUCCUCCAGCUGACAGUUCCACAGAGAAAGACCCUCGAAGCCUGAAAAAGAGGAAAGCUUUGGACUUCCUUUCCCGUGUGCCGUCUCCUCCUCCAUUGUUCCAUCUGGGCCCAGCGGCCUCACCCGCUUUAAAGAAGACAUUCAAUCCUCCACGAAGAUCCGGGACGCCCAGCACUUUAAAAACUGAACAAACGCCUGUCCCUAAACCUGUCUUGGCCCCCGCAGAGGAGGAAUGGGUGAAAGAUGAAGAGCUUGCCAUGAUUGAUACGCAGGCGUUACGUGUCUGUGAUUCACUUUAAACUGUUACUUACGGUAGACUGUAUUGUAUUGUACUAUAAGUUAAGUCUAACUUCAAAAACAGGUUCAAUAAAUCUGUUUUAACUUAUUUUGUCUGCCUAGGAGAUCAUGUUUGUUGUUAUUGCUCUUUGCAUUCCUAUUGUUCUCAGUCUGUAAUUAAGGAUACACAGUGUGCCAUUCUUGAUGUAGUAGACGUGUUACAUAGAAAAAAUGUCACCCCGCUAGAUGUAAUGAUGAUGUAAUUUACAGCAAGGUAAAUAUAGCCAUUUGUUUCAAAAGAUUAUCAAGUACGGUUAAAAUUGUAAAAAUAAAAGUUAUGAUGGGUUUGUUUCAGACAUGUUUAGCAAGUCACAUGAAGGACCAUCAUGUGGUUACAUUUGCACAUUUCAACAUGUCGGAAAAGGAGUAGGAAGAAGCAAAGCUUAACUUUAGCCCAAGGUCCCCAAGCUACGACCCGCCAGCAUCCCAAGGUGUGUUCUGUCCAGCCGCUCAGGCAAAUUAUGUUGUUGAUGGAGAUGCCUUAUCUGCUGUACAGAUUUACUUCACAAAAAAGUGUGGGAUAUUUCUCUUGUUCCCUUAUUUGUAUU
This is a messenger RNA of Entelurus aequoreus (snake pipefish), 10188 nucleotides long. RefSeq names its product BRCA2 DNA repair associated (gene brca2). Gene Ontology annotation, cellular component: nucleus. The record is from RefSeq and is a predicted model, not a curated record. The transcript is spliced from 27 exons. Gene Ontology annotation, biological process: regulation of DNA-templated transcription; double-strand break repair via homologous recombination. NCBI's taxonomy places the organism in Eukaryota, Metazoa, Chordata, Actinopteri, Syngnathiformes, Syngnathidae. Bases 271 to 9603 code for a protein of 3110 amino acids.